Loa loa (African eye worm) is the source of this 1297-nucleotide messenger RNA. RefSeq lists its product as hypothetical. Gene Ontology annotation, molecular function: alpha-1,4-mannosyltransferase activity; GPI mannosyltransferase activity. Gene Ontology annotation, biological process: GPI anchor biosynthetic process. The record is from RefSeq and is a predicted model, not a curated record. Gene Ontology annotation, cellular component: membrane; glycosylphosphatidylinositol-mannosyltransferase I complex. The transcript has 8 exons. Bases 50 to 1297 code for a protein of 415 amino acids. NCBI's taxonomy places the organism in Eukaryota, Metazoa, Nematoda, Chromadorea, Rhabditida, Onchocercidae.
AGGUAAAAAUGGCUGUACAUCAUAUAAAUUGAAUUUCCCGUGGAAUGAAAUGAAAGUGAAAGAGCGGAAGACUUCCGGUAAACAAACAUUGGAAAAUAUUAAAAGCUCGGAAAACAUAUGGAAACGAAACCAGAUUUUACUAUUUUCGUUUUUGUGCCGUAUUAUUUUGGUGUAUUAUGGCCGCAUACAUGAUUAUUUGUUUAAGGUACAGUUUACCGAUGUUGAUUACAAAGUUUAUUCGGAUGCAGCGGAAUACAUUUACCAUGGACAGUCGCCAUAUGAACGAGCAACAUAUCGUUAUACUCCACUUUUGGCUUGGUUAUUAAUGCCAGUAGUAAAAUGGCCUGAAUUUGGAAAAAUUUUAUUUUGUGCGGUAGAUGUGGCAGUUGGCUUUCUGUAUUUUGAAUUAUCAGCCUGUAGAUGGACAGCUUGCAAGGAUAAAAAAAGUGUAGUGAUAUUUUGGCUUGCAAAUCCAUUAACAGCCAUAAUAUCAUCAAGAGGUAAUGCUGAUGUGCUUGUAUGUGCUGUCGUUCUAUGGACUUUAUAUUUACUUAUGCGGAAUCAGUGGCGAUUAGCAUCCUUGGUUUAUGGGCUGCUAGCAGUACACGUGAAAUUAUAUCCAAUUAUUUAUUUACCUUCCAUUUUCUUGUCUCUGUCCAGUGUUUCUUUGUCAUCUGGAUGGAUCGAUUAUAUCAAACGAUUGAUUUCAAAUGUGAAAGGAUAUAUUUUUGUAAUGAUAUUUUCUUCUAGUUUAUUAGCAUUGACGUUCAUAUGUUAUAUAUUAUAUGGUAUGCCUUACGUUAACGAAGCAUUACUUUAUCAUUUGCACCGUACUGACACACGACAUAAUUUUUCACCCUACUUUUACUUAUUGUAUCUGGCAGCCGAUAAUGCGCAACUCUCUCGGCUUAUAGGUUUUUGUGCUUUUAUACCUCAAGUUUCACUCAUCAUUUGGCUUGCUUUCAGAUUUCAUGAUGAUCUCCCAUUUUGUUGGCUAAUUACAACGGUCGUAUUUGUUUCAUUUAAUAAAGUAUGCACUAGUCAGUAUUUCAUCUGGUACAUUUGCUUAUUACCGAUUGCUCAACGAAAUAUUGAAAUUUCAACCAAGACAGCGGUAUAUUUGAUAAUUUUGUGGUUUCUGGGACAAGCUUUUUGGCUCUGUCCUGCAUAUUUAUUUGAAUUUCACGGGUUGGAUACAUUUUGCUUAAUUUGGCUUUCUUCAUUGUUCUUCCUUGCAAUCAACACAGGAAUUAUUGUUCAACUGAUUCGACGACAUGAUUCUAAAAGAAAGCGAUAG